This is a messenger RNA of Andrographis paniculata, 1430 nucleotides long. Its product is annotated as probable sodium/metabolite cotransporter BASS6, chloroplastic. Bases 2 to 1252 code for a protein of 416 amino acids. The transcript has 9 exons. Gene Ontology annotation, cellular component: membrane. Lineage: Eukaryota; Viridiplantae; Streptophyta; Magnoliopsida; Lamiales; Acanthaceae. The record is from RefSeq and is a predicted model, not a curated record.
GAUGAGCGCCACGGGAUACAUCCUGCAUCUUCGUCUUCCCAACCACUUCCAUGGCCGUAAAUCUUACCUACAAACGGAGUGCCCACGGCUCAACACCAAGGUUCCCCGUUUUUAUUGCCCAGAAGAUUGCGACACUGUUUCAGGGUUGCGUUUGCCGAACGUUAAAUACCACCGGCGAUCGAGCGGGAUUUCUAGAUUAUUACUGAUCGGCAAGUGUGCGGCUUCGGACAAUUUAUCACCAGAAUGGCCCUCUGAACAUGCAUCAAACUGUCCUAAGGUUGUUUCUUCCAUCGUGGCGAUUUUGAAGGGAGCAAACUCUUUUCUACCUCAAGUUGUUCUAGCAAGUACAAUUUUGGCUCUGAUAUACCCACCUUCAUUCACUUGGUUCACCAACAGGUAUUAUGCACCAGCAUUAGGAUUUCUGAUGUUUGCAGUAGGAGUUAAUUCAAGUGAAAAAGAUUUUCUUGAAGCGUUCAGAAAACCAGGAGCCAUUUUUGCCGGUUAUGUUGGACAAUUUGUUGUGAAACCCUUUCUUGGUUAUCUUUUUGGCACAUUGGCCAUGACCUUACUUGGUCUCCCAACUUCCUUGGCUGUAGGCAUCAUGUUAACAUCUUGUGUGAGUGGAGCACAGCUUUCCAAUUAUGCCACUUUUCUUACAGAUCCACAAAUGGCUCCCCUUAGCAUUGUCAUGACAUCUAUAUCUACUGCUACUGCUGUUUUUGUCACCCCGCUGUUGUCCCUGUUGCUAAUCGGUAAAAAACUACCCGUUGAUGUGAAAGGAAUGGUUUCCAAUAUUUUGCAAAUUGUGGUCACUCCUAUUGCUACCGGUCUACUUUUAAAUAGAUUCUUCCCGAAAAUUUGCAAUGCAAUUAGGCCACUUCUGCCUCCCCUUUCAGUUUUUGUGACAGCCCUUUGUGUUGGAGCUCCACUCGCUAUCAAUGUGGAAUCUGUAAUGUCCCCAUCCGGGAUUUCGGUGCUCCUGCUGGUGAUUGCAUUUCAUUUAUCAGCAUUUGUUGCUGGUUAUUUUCUCACUGGUUUCAUCUUCCAUAAUUCACCUGAUGUCGAUGCUCUGCAAAGAACUCUAUCAUAUGAAACAGGUAUGCAAAGCAGUCUCUUGGCUCUUGCACUUGCAAACAGGUUUUUCCAAGAUCCACUCGUCAGCAUUCCUCCGGCUAUUUCUACGGUCAUGAUGUCACUGAUGGGAUUCGCCCUUGUAUUGCUUUGGGCACGGAAAGAAAAGAAUGGUGCUUAAUCAGAUGAAGAACAUAAUGAUCGUUUACAUUGUUAGAAACAUCUGUUAACUAUGAUGUCUGCAUUUUGCCAUUUUAGCCUAACAGAGAAUCAGGGAUUCAUUAUUUUUAUUGGAAGGCAACUUAUUAAACAAUGUAUUGACUAACAAUGCAUUCUACAAGUAACUGUACAGUUCCAUU